ACUGGUUGGUAGCGGUCAUGGAUCGGAGAACAUGUCAGUGCAAAAACAGAAAUGUGAAUCCCCUUAAAAAGACAUUUUCGCGGGCUCUCAAGAAAAGCUGCCAGGAGUAUUUUAAGUGCUGCUGCAGUGAAACUGAGAAACUGAGAAGUGACAUGGUCCUCGUUAAAAAUGAGCUGGAAAAAGCGUAUGAAGUAAUUGCCGAGAUGGAAUUCGAGCUAGAUAGCGUGGACUUACUGGCUCUCCAAAAUCAUUGGCUGCGCGAUGAACUGGUGAAACUUAAAGCGCAGGAAGACGCUGUGAUGCCAAGGGUCGAGGAGGAGGAUCCAGCAUCCCGACGGGGGCGUCGCAGUUAUCGGCAGCAAGUUUCUGCGGGAAUGUUGGAUCCCCUGCUUAAAAGCCCAUCCCAAGAGCAGCGAUUCGGAGUCAUUCUAGAUUAGGUUUAAUGCCAACUGCAUACACAUUACCAUUAAAUAAGCCAAACGUGAUUAUUUAGCAUGCCAUAAACCGCUUCUGAUAGCAAUUUGUUAUCAUUAUUGCCAUCCUCCAUAAAUGUUUAAGUGUGAAUCACAGAAUUUAAAGGUGCGAAAAGUCUAAUUCAGCUUCCCACAUGUGUGAGAAAUACCUUCGCACCUCACAAGUUCUCUCCCUAUCAAACCAGCCUUCAAUGUAUACCAUACUUUUCGGUGCUGCUAAAUAUAUUAGCACCAUUUGUUUUGGCCAUGUG
This is a messenger RNA of Drosophila biarmipes, 724 nucleotides long. RefSeq lists its product as uncharacterized. Lineage: Eukaryota; Metazoa; Arthropoda; Insecta; Diptera; Drosophilidae. The transcript has 2 exons. The coding region runs from base 18 to 437 and encodes 139 amino acids. The record is from RefSeq and is a predicted model, not a curated record.